AUAUGAUGACUGAUAGGCAUGGUGACACAGCCCUGUACUCCUAGUUACCCAAGGAGAGGAGGCAGGAGGAUCACUUGAGGCCAAGAGUUCAAGACCAGCCUGGAAAGUGUAGUCAGACAGCCUUUCCAACCUUCCCCAUAUAAAGUGAAAAAAAUAUUUAAAAUAAAAGCAGUGUGAGAGAGACAAUGCUGUAAAAAUAGGACUUAACCUUUAAUGGUCCUCCUCACAUGGCUAAGCAUGAGGGGAAAAAAUAGCGAAGUCAAAUCAAAAACAUUCUACAAGAUUCCUGACAGUGUUCUUCACGACUGUCAAGGUCAAAAACAACAACAACAACAACAACAACAACAACAACAACAACAGAACCUGCAAGUUUCAGAAACAAGGUAGGUCCUGACCCGCUCGCAAUGUAAUGUGCUGUCCUGGGUGGUGUCAAAGAGCUGCAGCCCAGACGCUGGUUUCCAGCACUCUGCCAGCGUCUCUUCACCAAUUGCCUCGGUGAUCCUAGGCAAUGAGAUGUGGGGUCUUAGCUGUACUGAACCUCUUUUUCUUUUUUGGCAAAUUUUCCGUAGAUUUAAAAAGCUCUCCCUAAGGUAAAUACUUUAUUUGAAAACUAGGGUGAAUGACAAUAAACCCAAUAAUGAUGAAGGAGGGUAUAAUACAAGGAAACAGUGGGAACCCAGAAGUUAUUAAUAAAUGCCGAGCGUCAUCCUACCAUAGGAUAUAUUGGUGUCAAUAAAUGGCAGGAUACCAGAGAGUCCGCUGGCCUAUCAAUCUAAUAAACUUUUAUAAGUGAUGGAUUGGUCGUAAACACUGUGUUUUAUGGCACCAGAAAAUUCCAAACAGUAAAUCCACACGCAGAAUUUCAGCUCCCAUAUUUCAGGACCCUGUUUUUAGAAUCUGCACAACGGAAUAUUUCAUGGCCUUUAUGGAGUUUUAAUAAAAAACAACAGGUGGAAAAUGGAUUCUGCAGUAGCGGGAGCGGCUAUAACCAUAAAUACUGGUAUCUCAGAAUUACACCAGCAGAGACUGUAAACACAUUAGUCACCCAACAGGGCUGGAUUCCAUUCUCAGAUGUCAUCUCAAUUUCAGGCACAGAGAUUAAAUGCCACCAUUUAAAUUCAAAACACUGAAUGGCUAUGAUGAUCUUUUAUGUUCACGGGGAUUCACGGAGUGCGCGUGAUAGUUUCCUCGUCCAUAAAAUAAAGCUAAUAAAUCUCCUCUCAGCAUUGCGGGACCAAGCAAGCUGACACGCAUUAAAUGUCUCAGAUGAUGGCGGAUGGUAUGUAAUAUGUUUCCAGUAAAUCAUGGCAGGGAUUAUUAUUUCCUACGCGUGUGUUUAUUUUCAUGGUUGCAGGACUGGGAGCUGCCUAGCUGUUUAACAACACUAUCAUAUUCCAAGUAGGGAAACUGAGGCUCAGAAGGGGAUGACUGGCCCGGGACACUGCAGCUUGUUUGUCCUAGAGUUGGAACUUGAAGCCUUAUGCCAAGUCACACUUACUUUAGUCCAGUUCCAGAAUGGCUGACCGUAUUGCAAACCUACUGUGUGCUGCAGGCUGUCACCUUGCUCUCUUUUUAGGAUCCUAUUUGGGUCUCUGGAGCUCUGGGGAUGGUUCCUCCUCUUCCUCAGAGGGAUCCGGAUCCCCACCUCCCUUCCCAAUAGGUGUGGCAAUCAGCUCCCUAACACUUCAUCUCCUUCCCUACAUCAGCGUUCCAGCUGCCGCAGCCUGCUCUGCUCCGAGCAGGGCGCUGUGUAGUGAGGAUCUUGCUGGGCUAGAGAAUGUAGGAGCCUCCGGGCUGCUGUGAUGGACUCACGGAGGGGAGCUACACCUCCCAUCUCCCUGUGUGGGUCUGCUGGAGCCCAGUAGAGUAUGAGGACGUGCUGGGGACAACACCAUCUUAUUCUUGAGAGGCUGUAAAGAGCUUGGCCUUAAAGAAUCUCAACUCUUUGACCCAAGUGACCUCCAGGAUACUUCCAACAGGGUCACUGUCAAGAACUUCGAUUAUAGCAGGAAGCUGAAAAACGUGUUGGUGACCAUUUACUGGCUGGGGAAAGCUGCAAAUAGCUGCACAUCCUACAGUGGAACCACACUGAACCUGAAGGAGUUCGAAGGACUGUUGGCUCAGAUGCGAAAGGAGACUGAUGACAUUGAAAGCCCCAAGCGCAGCAUCCGAGACAGUGGCUACAUCGACUGCUGGGACUCUGAACGCAGUGACUCCCUUUCUCCUCCUCGCCACGGCCGGGAUGACUCCUUUGACAGCCUGGAUUCUUUUGGCUCCCGCUCCAGGCAGACACCUUCACCAGAUGUAGUUCUCAGGGGAAGCAGUGAUGGAAGAGGAAGUGAUUCUGAAUCAGACUUGCCCCACCGGAAGUUGCCAGAUGUGAAGAAAGAUGAUAUGUCCGCACGACGGACUUCUCAUGGUGAGCCGAAAUCAGCAGUGCCUUUUAACCAGUACCUCCCGAACAAAAGCAACCAGACAGCCUAUGUCCCAGCCCCUCUGAGAAAGAAGAAGGCGGAGCGGGAAGAAUACAGGAAGAGCUGGAGUACGGCCACCUCCCCCCUGGGCGGGGAAAGGCCCUUCAGUUACCCUGAAACCAUAGAGGAGGAGGGGAGUGAAGCAGGGUCUCCCACUGAAGAUGACCCCAGCAGCCAGAUGGACCCUGACGGGAAGCCUGAGUGUGGGUUAGAAGCUCCUCCCAGCAAUGGUAAGGCGCAGUCUCCUGAGGAUGCUGCUGCAGUGCCAGCUGCUAUUCCUGAAGACAGAGAGGCUGUGGAAAGGCAAAAACGCAGAAGGCUGGAGCAAGCUGGGAUCAAGGUCAUGCCUGCAGCACAGCGCUUUGCCAGUCAAAAGCAAUCGAGUGAAGAGAAAGAAGCUAUUCGUGAUAUAAUCCUUCGGAAAGAAAACCCUUUCCUGGCCCACCAACAUGGCAAAGACUCAGAGUCGGAAGACGAAGCUGCUUGCCUGCUGCCUGACCUUGAGAAAGAUGACUUUGCUGCAAGGAGGGCGAGGAUGAACCAACGCAAGCCAAUGGUGCCACUUAACCAACUGCUGUACGGGCCUUACCGAAAAAACGAUGAAGCGAAGGCGGGCAGCAGCCAACACCUCUCAAAGGGACCGUCAGACAAGAAAAAUCUAGGAUAUAAAAGAGACCAGGGGCAUCGAGAAGAUGUGAACAGAGUGGUGGCCUGCGUCAUGCAAACCCAGGAGAGUGAACCACUGGAAAUGAGUUUCAGGAAGGCACCAGACCUUCAGAAGGAUGACCUGGCCCAGAGGAGAAUCCAGGGCAGACUUAGCCAGCACCGUGAGGCUCCGAGCUUCAUCAAACUCUCUGGUAUUACAGAAGCCGACCUGGAGACUUGGGAGAGAUUGAAAGUGUCAGGAGAGACAAGGGAUGGAGAUGCUCAGAACACCUGUGCCCCAGAGCCCUCACCAGAAAUCGAUGCAGAAACCGCCAUUCGGGAUGACUUUGCCAGCCGUAAAGCAAGGGCCUAUAAGAAAGCGCCCGGCCCCAGGCAAAAGUUUGUACACUUUGGGCCUGUGACAGAGAUAGACCAACAAACUUGGCAGCGGCUCAGCAUUGGCAAGGCGGGGCCUAGGGACAAUGUGGAGGUUCUCAGUCACAGCAGCGAGAGCCGAACUUCCUCCAGGUCACCUCCCUCUACUACUACUUUUGACUUAAAAGAAGAACAAAUGCUUAGUCCACAGAGUGACUACAGGACAGUGCCUUCUGGCACCGAUGGCCGUCUCAAAAAGGCCCCAUGGCUGGCGCCAGUGCUGGAGUCUCAGGAAGAACAGGUCUGCGUUCAGAGCAACAACCCAAAGACUGAGGAAGUUACACCCACAUGCCUGCCACAGGAAAAAGAAGAAGUUAUUAAAAAAGAGCCUGAGAUGCUGCCAAGGGUACAAAGACCAGAGGGAAGCAGCGGACCCCUAUACGGUCCGAGAACUCCUGUGUCAGAUGACGCAGAGAGCACGAGUAUGUUUGACAUGCGGUGUGAGGAGGAGGCAGCGGUGCUGCCGCACAGCAGGGCCCGCCAGGAGCAGCUGCAGCUGAUAAAUAACCAGCUGAGGGAAGAGGACGACAAAUGGCAAGAUGACCUGGCUCGCUGGAAGAGCCGUCGAAGAAGCGCUUCCCAGGACUUAAUCAAGAAAGAGGAAGAAAGGAAAAAAAUGGAGAAGUUGAUGUCUGGAGAAGAUGGGACAAGUGAACGGAGGAAAAGCAUCAAAACUUACAGAGAAAUUGUCCAAGAAAAGGAGCGGAGAGAGAGGGAGCUGCACGAGGCAUAUAAGAAUGCAAGGUCACAGGAGGAGGCAGAGGGGAUCCUCCAGCAAUACAUCGAGAGGUUCACCAUCAGUGAGGCUGUCCUCGAACGCUUGGAGAUGCCAAAAAUUCUGGAAAGAAGCCAUUCAACAGAGCCAAACGUAUCCUCCUUCCCCAACGACCCCAGCCCCAUGAAAUACUUGCGUCAGCAGUCACUGCCCCCGCCCAAGUUCACUGCCACGGUUGAGACUACCAUCGCUCGCACCAGUGUCCCAGAGAGCAGCGUAGCAGCAGGCACUGGGUCUCCAAGCAAAACCAGCACUCCAAACACGGUGCCUAUGCUGACACCCAGGCCUUACUCCCAGCCCAAAAACUCUCAAGAGGUUCUGAAGACUUUUAAGGUCGAUGGGAAAGUCAGCAUGAAUGGAGAAACGGCCCGUGGAGAUGUGGAAGGAAAGGAAAAAGAAGACCCCACAGCGGUGGCCCCUGGCCCUUCCUUAACCAAGUCCCAGAUGUUUGAAGGCGUGGCCACGGUGCAUGGCUCUCCCGUGCAAGUGAAACAAGGCAGCAACAGCAUCGAGAUCAACAUCAAGAAGCCAAAUUCUCCUCCCCAGGAACUGACAGCAGCCUCUGAGGAAACUGAGUCAAACGGCCGAGAUGAUGAGAACGGUGAAGAGAGCUCAGGGGCACGGGAUGUGGAGCUGGAUUCGGCAGAGCCACAGCAUUUUACAACAACCGUGACUCGGUGCAGCCCAACCGUGGCCCUGGUGGAGUUUUCUUCCAGCCCGCAGCUGAGGAAUGAAGUACCAGAAGAACAAGACCAGAAGAAGCCAGAAAACGAGAUGAGCGGGAAGGUGGAGUUAGUACUGUCCCAGAAGGUGGCAAAGCCAAAAUCCCCAGAACCGGAAGCAACCUUGACAUUUCCAUUUCUUGACAAAAUGCCUGAAACCGACCAACUACAUUUGCCAAAUCUCAAUUCUCAAGAGCUGCCUGGCAGUGCCCCGCUGAGAGUUCAGAACUCUUGGCGACGGUCCCAGUUUUUCUCCCAGUCAGCGGAUUCCCCAAGCAGUGAGAAGUCCCCCGCAAGCACGCCUUUUAAGUUCUGGGCGUGGGACCCGGAAGAGGAGCGUAGGCGACAGGAGAAGUGGCAGCAGGAGCAAGAGCGCCUGCUCCAGGAGAGGUAUCAGAAGGAGCAGGAUAAGCUGAAGGAGGAAUGGGAAAAGGCCCAGAAGGAGGUAGAAGAAGAGGAACGCAGAUACUAUGAGGAGGAGCGUAAGAUAAUUGAGGACACCGUGGUUCCAUUCACUAUUUCCUCGAGUUCUGCCGACCAGCUGUCUACAUCCUCAUCUGUAACUGAAGGCAGCGGGACAAGGAAUAAGAUGGACUUGGAAAACUGCCAAGACAGAGACAAAGAGAGAAGACAGAACACUCCCCUCCAGGAGAAUGACAGUGACUCAUCACUCAAAGCUAGAGAAAGUGGCCUGCCCGAGGAGCACAGCAGCCUAACUCAAAGUCCCUCAGCUAACUCUGAAAACUCCGUGUCAAAAGGAAUUAGUCAGGACCAGCAGCCAGAGACAGAGGCUGAGGCCUCACACUGUGGUACAAACCCACAGUCAGCUCAGGAUCCACCUUGGAAUCAACAGAUCUCAAACCCACCGACAUCCAAGUCGGAAGACGUGAAGCCCAAAACCCUAGCCCUGGAGAAAAGCAUUAAUCAUCAGAUUGAGUCUCCGGGGGAAAGGCGGAAGAAAAGCCCUCGAGAGAACUUCCGGGCUGGGCCCCUGUCCCCCUGCUCUCCUACCCCUCCUGGCCAGUCUCCAAACAGGUACAAGAGGUCUAUAAGCGGGAAGAAGCUGUGCUCCUCCUGUGGGCUUGCUUUGGGGAAAGGCGCCGCAAUGAUCAUCGAGACUCUGAAUCUCUACUUUCACAUACAGUGUUUCAGGUGCGGCAUUUGUAAAGGACAGCUAGGAGAUGCAGUGAGUGGGACAGAUGUCAGGAUUCGCAACGGUCUUCUAAACUGUACCGACUGCUACAUGCGAUCCAGAAGUGCUGGCCAGCCUACAACACUGUGACGGUUGGGAGCUUAGCUUCCGGGGCACUGAGCAUUUUCUCUGCUGAGAGUGUCCCUUGGCAACUGCUUUAUUAAACCCAAGUCCAGGGGCUUCUUGGCACUCAGCUAAUUUCUGGAAGACUCUCCUACAGUGGUAUCUGCUCUUUUGUAUUGUAGCACAACGUUUGUGCUUCUGGUUGGGGGGGUGGGCGGCUGAUUUCUUUCCCUGCAUUUGCACAGUGUAUACAAAAGAAUAAUAUGUCGUAACGAUCCUGAACACUUAACAAAUGGUUUUAGCAUGGGCAGAGAGGCUUACGGUUGAAAAGGUGUUAUUCUCUUGUUUGGGAAAUAGCAAAAGGGUGCAAUAAACCUGUUGUGUUUUAGUAUUUCUAGAAAUUAAACACGUUAUGUUUACGGAAUUGAGCUGCAGGAAGUGCAAGACAUGCCAAUUUAAGUGAAUGCAUUUCUAGAUGUCCCAGCGAGUUCUGACUCUGAACUGUAACUUUUUUUUUAAUGCAAAGACACUAGUCCUUUAAUAUAUACUGUACUCCUGAAAACAUUUGAGUUACUUACCUUUGGGGGCAGAAGUCCUUCCAAUAAAUUAUCACACUGUUAGUAGUAGAUUUUGUGUACCCUAGAAGUCAUGUCAUUGGUAUAGGCUGGUCCCAUCAAAUAAAGAGACUUCCACUCUGCAACGUGGUGCGAGGGUAGGAAGAAACGGGAAGGAAUAGACCAGCCAUUGUCUUCAGACUUACAAGGCAGUCUGUGAGGAAGUAUAAUCCACAGUAAUGGUCAGUAGUGACCUUGAGGAAGGAAUAGACCAGCCAUUGUCUUCAGACUUACGAGGCAAUCUAUGAGGAAGUAUAAUCCACAGUGAUGGUCAGUAGUGACCUUGAGGCUUGGGUUGCUUUCUCCAAGUAUUGGGUUAGGGCUUGUUAGUGAGGGACUUGAUGUGAGGAUGUGGGUAUUAGACAUCGAGGACAGUCCAGUUUUUAGGAACGAGCGAAUCUCGUGUUUGCCUGCAAGUUCUCCUUGAGGGCCUGAAGCCCAGACAUCCAAAGAAAAGCAUUAAGUCCGUCCUAAACAGAACCCAGAUGCUAUGAUGUGACAAGCCAGCAACCUGAUCUGUAAGUGGCAGCAGCAUGGCAGCCCCUGCCCUCUCCCAAGGACCUGUGUGCGCCUUCAUCCUCCCACAUCACCUUCUUUAUCCUCAAGGAUUCUGGACCUGACUCACCGAGUUCAGAAAGGGUGCCUGUGGAAGCCUGGUUUAUUGUGUGCCCUGUGUGAUAAGUUUCAUCUGGACACAAAAGGAAUGCAGUGGCUAAACCAUCAUGACUUAGCCUCCAGGCUGCUUUCCCUGAGGCUGGGGAAAGAACUGUUUAUUCUGCCUUAAAGGGAUGGCAACUGGGUUGGAGAUGACGUCAGGCGAAUGUAGACUAUGGGUACACUCCUAGUAGGCUAAUGUAGCAUAGAAAGAGAGCAGGUAGGUGUUUUUUCUGUUAUGUAAGCAAUAACUUUUCCUGUGUCUUAUGGAGUAUGGCUAGCAAUUAUUUAUUUCCAUGCUAGACGGUUCUUUGCAUGUGGGUUCCUUAAAGGUGCAGACAUCCCGGCCAAUGGAGGUCCACUGGCCACUCUGUCAUUUGGACGAGCUGUUACUGGAUUGAAAUUCACACAUCAUUUCACUAAAAAUUGUGCCUUAGAAAACGCAAAGCUGUUGCACACAGUGAUGAACGGCAGAUUCAGAACACCGAGGGGAGAGGACGUCGCUCCCUUGUUCCCACGGCUUCUCUCGGAGGUGUUUGCUGCUUUACAAGGAGGAAAAAAAAAUGAAUUAAAGAUUUUAAAAGACAAAUAAAAAAAGGAAAAAAACUUAAAAAGAAAAAGAAAAGUUUUGAAAAUGUACAGAUCAAGUCCAAUAUUUUGAUGAAGCACCUGCAUGUUUUAUUAACUAUUUUAAUAAUGUGGAUGUUUACACUCUGCAUGAUACUAACAGAGUACUUUAUGGGAAACGAUGCACAAGUCAUGUACAGUAGGGUCACGCAUAAGCGACUUUUAUAGAACACUUUUUACAUGUGCAAGGCCAUCCGUUGUGUCAGGAGCACAGGAGCACUGCACCUUCUUCCAGUUUCACAAAACCAUUCACACAUAUCUCUUAGUGAGACUCACUGAGCGUGCACUGAAGCUAGACUGGAGUCAAGAGAAAUAAAACCCCGUUCCCUGAGUGCGGAACAUGCUUUCCCGUAAUGAACGCUAGUCACCAGCCUGGAAUCAUCUCCAACGUCUUCGAAAUUCUAAUUGCCAACCGUUUCUAUUUCUAUUUGAUUUCUAUUUCAUUUAGAGCCAGUUACAUGGCAACUUCGGCAGGCUACAUCUUGCCGUUUUUCCAAGGCAGCAUAAAAGACUAUGAUCUAUCUCUCUUCAAAUAAUAUCUGAGAUCCCAGGGAGAAAAAAAUGCUCUGUUAUGUGGAGCUGUGAUGUAAAUGUGUUUGUUUAAGAACCAGACAAGGCAAGUGAGCGAUUCGUGGCUCCUACGGGACCUCCCCUCUCAGACUCCAAAGGCUUCUUCCCCAAGGACAGAAAUGGGUGACUGUUUCUCACUAGCACACUUUCAUGGCAUUUGUCCUCCUUUCUGUGUCGAGUCAUUAACACGAUACAUAGUCUAGUUCCCAGUACAUGGCAUACGAUUCAGUGAGCCGAAGUGACCCACUCUUUGCUGUGAGUCCAUUCAGGAGGAUGUCCCUGUUCUGGGUGGCGGCAUUCUGUAUCGGUUACACUAACUUUCAUUCACAAUAUUUAUUCUAAAAUGCCUCUGAGAAAUAGUUUAAAAAAAUUAAAAAUGAAAAGUUGUCUAAGACACAACAGCUUUUAUAGUAAAUGUACAUUUAUAAAUAAAAGACUCAAACUGA
Rattus norvegicus (Norway rat) is the source of this 9217-nucleotide messenger RNA. RefSeq names its product LIM and calponin homology domains 1 (gene Limch1). NCBI's taxonomy places the organism in Eukaryota, Metazoa, Chordata, Mammalia, Rodentia, Muridae. Gene Ontology annotation, molecular function: actin binding. The record is from RefSeq and is marked validated. The coding region runs from base 2125 to 6333 and encodes 1402 amino acids. Gene Ontology annotation, cellular component: actin cytoskeleton. The transcript has 32 exons. Gene Ontology annotation, biological process: actomyosin structure organization.